Molecule: messenger RNA, 1280 nt
Organism: Alligator sinensis (Chinese alligator)
Lineage: Eukaryota; Metazoa; Chordata; Crocodylia; Alligatoridae
Product: murinoglobulin-1
Exons: 11
Coding region: 4-1008 (334 amino acids)
Cellular component (GO): extracellular region
Source: RefSeq, a predicted model, not a curated record
GCCAUGCCACAUGGCUGCGGAGAGCAAAACAUGGUUCGGUUUGCUCCCAACAUCUACAUCCAGCAGUACUUGGAGAAGAGCGGCCAGCUAACCCCAGAGAUCAGAGACAAGGCCCAGGGCUUCCUGAAGAGUGGGUACCAGCGUGAGCUGACAUACAAGCACAAUGAUGGCUCUUAUAGCGCUUUUGGGAAGAGCGAUGCCACGGGCAACACCUGGCUGACGGCCUUUGUUGUCAAGUGUUUUGGCCAAGCCAGACCCUACAUCUUCAUUGACCAGCAGCACAUUGAGGAUGCCCUCAAGUGGCUGCAGCAGCACCAGAUGGAGAACGGCUGCUUCCAGAGUGUGGGGAAACUGCUGAACAACGCCCUGCAGGACCCCAUGAUGAGCAAGGCCCUCCAGUGCUUGCACAAAUCCUCCAACACCACUGACAUCUACACAGAAUUCCAUGUGGACAACACCAACCAGCUGGUGCUGCAGCAGGCAACUCUGCCGCAGAUCCCUGGGGAGUACACAGUGACGAGCCAGGGACAGGGCUGUGCCCUGGUGCAGCUGACCCUGCGCUACAACCUGCCACCAAAAAGCGCCACGACCUUUGACCUGCGUGUGGAGACAGACCCUAAGGAGUGCACUGGGAAUGCCAGAACCCACUUCAGCCUCAUCCUUCAUGCUCGGUACAGCGGAGGACGCUCAGCCACCAACAUGGCCAUCCUCGAGGUCAAACUGCCAUCCGGCUACCUCCCUGACAAGAAGUCCGUGAGGAAGCUGGAGAACGAGGGUUUGGUGAAGAAGCUGGAGCUGUCUGCUGAUGGAGUGAUACUCUACUUGGACCAGCUGACUAAAGAAGAGACAACAUUCACCUUUUCUGUGGAGCAAGAUUUCCCUGUGAAGAAUCUCAAGCCAGCCACUGUGAGACUGUACGAUUACUAUGAGACGGCUGAACACACAGAAGCUGAAUACAGUGCCCCGUGCAGCUCAGCCCCUGGCACAGAGGAAGGAAAUUCUCGCUGAUGCCCCUAGCCUGGCCUCCCAGCUGGGCCCCUGCCUUCCCAUCCCAGACACCGCAGCAGCAGCCAGACACCUAAGGAUCUGUAAAGCUGACUGGCCCUUUCUUAGCAGCUGCUCCUAGUCCCAGCUGUCCCCUUCCCCACAGCUUGGGCUGGAUGGAGCCAAGCAGUCAAGACACAGACCCUGAACAUCUUCUGCAGACAACACAUCUCAAGGUGCUCUGGAAAUGUGCCUCUGCCAUCCUUUCUCUCAAUCUUCAACCCUGCCCGCAUGAC